Molecule: messenger RNA, 5500 nt
Organism: Scomber japonicus (chub mackerel)
Lineage: Eukaryota; Metazoa; Chordata; Actinopteri; Scombriformes; Scombridae
Product: receptor-type tyrosine-protein phosphatase H-like
Exons: 30
Coding region: 1-5439 (1812 amino acids)
Biological process (GO): protein dephosphorylation
Molecular function (GO): protein tyrosine phosphatase activity; protein binding
Source: RefSeq, a predicted model, not a curated record
AUGAAACUCUUUGUCUUUUUAGCUCCUGAAAAUGUGCAGAAGGUGAUGGUGUUGACUCAAACUGAGAGCAGUAUAACUCUGACGUGGGACAAGGUUAAUAAUAUCUCAACAUACUUCCUGAAGUAUGUUAACAAUAGCAUUGAGAAGGAGGACUUUAUCAAUGAAACUACUGAAGACACAUCAGUUACAAAUACGGUCAUUGAUUUGAGUGCUGGGAAAAAAUAUGAUUUUUUGCUCCUCACGACACAAAAUGGAGUCAACAGCACUGGAUACAAUUUUUCUGCAGCCACUGCUCCUGAAAAUGUGCAGAAGGUGAUGGUGUUGACCCAAACUGAGAGCAGUAUAACUCUGAGGUGGAACAAGGUUAAUGACAUCUCAACAUACUUCCUGAAGUAUGUUAACAAUAGCAUUGAGAAGGUGGAACCCAUUACUACAACUCCUGAAGAGCCAUCAGUUACACAUGCAGUCACUGGUUUGAGUGCUGGGACAAAAUAUGAUUUUUUUCUCUUCACGACACAUAAUGGAGUCGACAGCACUGGAUUUCCUUUUACUGCAGCCACUGCUCCUCGCAACGCAGACGACUUUAAAUCAAUUGGACAAAAUGAGACCAGUAUAACUCUGCAGUGGAACAAAGUGAAUGACAUCCUCAACUAUAUACUUGAGUUCAAUGGAAACCAAUAUUUGGUGGUGAGUAUAACUCUGCAGUGGAACAAAGUGAAUGACAUCCUCAACUAUAUACUUGUGUUCAAUGGAACUCCUCGUAACGCAGACGACUUUAAAUCAAUUGGACAAAAUGAGACCAGUAUACCUCUGCAGUGGAACAAAGUGAAUGACAUCCUCAACUAUACACUUGUGUUCAAUGGACAGGAGAUAAAUGUCACUGCAUCAUUGGAAGAUAAAGUGACAUACACUGUAUCAGGACUCACAAGUGGGACUAAAUAUGACUUCAGUCUCUUCACUGUGUUUGAAAAUGUCAGAAGCAGUGGAGUAAACCUAGCUGCAGUCACUGCUCCUCGUAACGCAGACGACUUUAAAUCAAUUGGACGAAAUGAGACCAGUAUAACUCUGCAGUGGAACAAAGUGAAUGACAUCCUCAACUAUACACUUGUGUUCAAUGGACAUGAGAUAAAUGUCACUGCAUCACAGGAAGAUAAAGUGACAUACAUUGUAUCAAGACUCACAAGUGGGACUAAAUAUGACUUCAGUCUCUUCACUGUGUUUGAAAAUGUCAGAAGCAGUGGAGUAAACCUAACUGCAGUCACUGCUCCUCGUAAUGCAGACGACUUUAAAUCAAUUGGACAAAAUGAGACCAGUAUAACUCUGCAGUGGAACAAAGUGAAUGACAUCCUCAACUAUAUACUUGUGUUCAAUGGACAUGAGAUAAAGGUCACUGCAUCACAGGAAGAUAAAGUGACAUACACUGUAUCAGGACUCACAAAUGGGACUAAAUAUGACUUCAGUCUCUUCACUAUGUUUGAAAAUGUCAGAAGCAGUGGAGUAAACCUAACUGCAGUCACUGCUCCUCGUAACGCAGACGACUUUAAAUCAAUUGGACAAAAUGAGACCAGUAUAACUCUGCAGUGGAACAAAGUGAAUGACAUCCUCAACUAUAUACUUGAGUUCAAUGGACAUGAGAUAAAUGUCACUGCAUCACAGGGCGAUAAAUUGACAUACACUGUAUCAGAACUCACAAAUGGGACUAAAUAUGACUUCAGUCUCUUCACUGUGUUUGAAAAUGUCAGAAGCAGUGGAGUAAACCUAACUGCAGUCACUGACCAAUAUUUGGUGGUGAGUAUAACUCUGCAGUGGAACAAAGUGAAUGACAUCCUCAACUAUAUACUUGUGUUCAAUGGAACUCCUCGUAACGCAGACGACUUUAAAUCAAUUGGACAAAAUGAGACCAGUAUAACUCUGCAGUGGAACAAAGUGAAUGACAUCCUCAACUAUAUACUUGCGUUCAAUGGACAUGAGAUAAAUGUCACUGCAUCACAGGAAGAUAAAGUGACAUACACUGUAUCAGGACUCACAAGUGGGACUAAAUAUGACUUCAGUCUCUUCACUGUGUUUGAAAAUGUCAGAAGCAGUGGAGUAAACCUAACUGCAGUCACUGCUCCUCGUAACGCAGACGACUUUAAAUCAAUUGGACAAAAUGAGACCAGUAUAACUCUGCAGUGGAACAAAGUGAAUGACAUCCUCAACUAUACACUUGAGUUCAAUGGACAUGAGAUAAAUGUCACUGCAUCACAGGAAGAUAAAGUGACAUACACUGUACCAGGACUCACAAAUGGGACUAAAUAUGACUUCAGUCUCUUCACUGUGUUUGAAAAUGUCAGAAGCAGUGGAGUAAACCUAGCUGCCGUCACUGCUCCUCGUAACGCAGACGACUUUAAAUCAAUUGGACAAAAUGAGACCAGUAUAACUCUGCAGUGGAACAAAGUGAAUGACAUCCUCAACUAUAUACUUGUGUUCAAUGGACAUGAGAUAAAUGUCACUGCAUCACAGGAAGAUAAAGUGACAUACACUGUAUCAGGACUCACAAAUGGGACUAAAUAUGACUUCAGUCUCUUCACUGUGUUUGAACAUGACAGAAGCAGUGGAGUAAACCUAACUGCAGUCACUGCUCCUCGUAAUGCAGAGGACUUUAAAUCAAUUGGACAAAAUGAGACCAGUAUAACUCUGCAGUGGAACAAAGUGAAUGACAUCCUCAACUAUACACUUGCGUUCAAUGGACAUGAGAUACAUGUCACUGCAUCACAGAAAGAUAAAGUGACAUACACUGUAUCAGGACUCACAAAUGGGAUGAAAUAUGACUUCAGUCUCUUCACUGUGUUUGAAAAUGUCAGAAGCAGUGGAGUGAACCUAACUGCAGUCACUGCGGGUUCGGGGAUUGCUGGCACAUCAGGCACCGACCACCUUGCGGCCACACCUCCGGUCAGCCGCCUCAACAAUGGAGGCACUGAACAUGGUCCACUCGAACUCAAUGUCCCCCGCCUCCCCGUGUACAUGGUCGACGCUCUCCCGGAGAUCGGGGGGCCUGUUCUUCCCAAUCACACCGCUCCAGUCGCCGCCAACGUGAGCGUUGAAGUCCCCCAGCAGAACGAGGAAAUCCCCAAAGGGAGUACUUUCCAGCACCCUCCAAGGAGUCCAAGAAGGGCUGUGCCUGGCCGGGCCCCAUGGGAGAAGGCCCGGCCACCAGGCGCUCGCCACCGAGCCCCAUCUCCAGGCCUGGCUCCAGGGGGGGGCCCCAGUAACCCACGUUACGUUUUUGACGUGGGUCUUUUUGAGCUACCCUUUGCCUGGCCCCUCCCCCUGGACCUGUUUGCCAUGGCAGACCCUACCGGGGCUCCUCGUAAUGCAGACGACUUUAAAUCAAUUGGACAAAAUGAGACCAGUAUAACUCUGCAGUGGAACAAAGUGAAUGACAUCCUCAACUAUAUACUUGUGUUCAAUGGACAUGAGAUAAAAGUCACUGCAUCACAGGAAGAUAAAGUGACAUACACUGUAUCAGGACUCACAAAUGGGACUAAAUAUGACUUCAGUCUCUUCACUGUGUUUGAAAAUGUCAGAAGCAGUGGAGUAAACCUAAAUGCAGUCACUGCUCCUCGUAAUGCAGAGGACUUUAAAUCAAUUGGACAAAAUGAGAUCAGUAUAACUCUGCAGUGGAACAAAGUGGAUGACAUCCUCAACUAUAUACUUGUGUUCAAUGGACAUGAGAUAAAUGUCACUGCAUCACAGAACGAUAAAGUGACAUACACUGUAUUAGGACUCACAAAUGGGACUAAAUAUGACUUCAGUCUCUUCACUGUGUUUGAAAAUGUCAGAAGCAGUGGAGUAAACCUAAUUGCAGUCACUGCUCCUCGUAACGUAGAGGACUUUAAAUCAAUUGGACAAAAUGAGACCAGUAUAACUCUGCAGUGGAACAAAGUGAAUGACAUCCUCAACUAUAUACUUGUGUUCAAUGGAAGUGAGAUAAGGGUCACUCCAUCAGUGGAAGAUAAAGUGACAUACACUGUACCAGGACUCACAAGUGGGACUAAAUAUGACUUCAGUCUCUUCACUGUGUUUGAAAAUGUCAGAAGCAGUGGAGUAAACCUAACUGCAGUCACUGCUCCUGCAGAUGUAAAGGCUCGAUGUGAGAACGUUGCAGCUGGCUACUCUAUCCUUAUUGUCUUUGAUAAACCGAAGGGUUUGUGGACUGAAGUGGAGGUGAAUGUGACUGGGAAGACAGAAAAGUAUGAUAAUGAGACACAGAAGAUCAUAAUACCUGGAUUCCAACCUGCAAAAUCAUAUGAGGUGUCUAUAGCUCUACUGUCUGAGAAAGUGAUGAGUUGUACACCUUAUGUUUUCCAAUGCCAGACUGAUCCAAGGGGAGUCAUUGCAGGGUCAGUGAUUGCUGUCCUGCUUUUUGGUGUUCUGGUCUUUCUAGUGGUCUUCAUUUUGCUUAAAAGACCAGAUAUUAUCAGAAAGCUGGGGCCCAUUUCAGAAAGCAGGUUUAGUGAAAACUCUGAAGCUAUUUCUGUCGCAAAGUUUCCAGACCAUUUCUACCACUUGAGUGCAGAUGAGAACAGAGGUUUCAGUGAGGAAUAUGAGAAACUUCUUCCUGUUGGCACGGAGCAGACACGAAAGGUAGCGCUCCUGCCUGAGAACAAGGCCAGAAACCGUUUCAGCAACAUUCUGCCAUAUGACUGGUGUCGAGUGAAGCUAAGUACAUCGAAUCCCACUGGGGCUGACUACAUCAAUGCCAGUUACAUGCCAGGCUACAAGAACAACCGAGAGUACAUUGCGACUCAGGGUCCUCUUCCUGCUACAGUCAAUGAUUUCUGGAGGAUGAUCUGGGAACAAAGAGUGAAAGGCAUCGUUAUGGUAACCAACUGUACCGAGGGAAGACGGACUAAGUGUGAACAAUACUGGCCCUCUGACAGAGAGACUUGCCUUUAUGGAGAGAUGCAGGUCACCAACAGAUCUGAGCAGCAAGAGUUCAACUGGACUUUGAGGGAAUUUACACUGAAAUAUAAAAACACCUCAGAAGAGCGCACUGUGAAACAUUUCCACUUUACCUCCUGGCCUGACCACGGAGUGCCACAGGGCAGUGAAGUCCUGAUCCAGUUCAGAGAAGUGUUCAGACAGCACAUAAAGACAGAGGGAACUGGGGAACCCACUGUGGUUCACUGCAGUGCUGGAGUGGGGAGGACAGGCACUAUUAUUGCCUUGGAUGUGCUGCUUCAGCAGCUGGAGCGAGAGAAAGCAGUGGGCAUCAAUGCCUUUGUGCACAAGAUGAGACUGAAUCGACCACACAUGGUGCAGACAGAGUCCCAGUACGUCUUCCUGCACCAAUGCAUCAUGGACUGUCUGCAGCCACAUGAGAAGCCUGAAGAAAACUUAUAUGAGAAUGUGGACAUGAUAUAUGUCAAUGCCACUGCACUCCGAGAGUUUCGUUAAACAGCUUAAUGCCUAAACUAAAUGAGAUUAGCUCUUCACUGAAAUGUUUAUGCACUUAAUG